AUGUGGUACUCGCGCACAACUGUUUUCUUCAUCGAAUCCCAAUCAGGAGCGAUCAUAGAUGCUAGCUGGACUGUACACGCUGCCGAUAACGAGGACACCCUCAACCUCUUCAACUACACAGGCUCCAUGGGAUUCGGCCAAACAUAUAUUCAAAAGCUCCUCGGGCACUGUGAGAGCAUUGACGUUGAAGAUAUCGCAGAGAGUGUCAGGGAACCUCUUAGAAAGGGCAUUUCGGAGGAAGGAAGACAAGUCGUGAUGGGAGGAGUCAUAGCGGGUUUAUCACUGCCCAUCGUUUAUUCUGAAUUCGGGGUUCUAUCCACCGACUCUGAUUAUGACUCCUAUACGUCACCCCCAUCCAACUCCAACUCCCUCACAUCACCCACACCAACGCCCCUCACGUCCGCACCUUCCCAAACGAUGCCCCUGGCCACACCUCCACCUCCACUAAUGACACCCAAAACAUACAACACCCUAUUCACCGCAUCCCCAAUCGCGUACGUCGAUAAUAUAACAGCGCCAGUACUGAUGUUGAUAGACAAAGAUGUCAUGAGGGUCGCUCCAGGGCAGGGGUUUGGUUUUAUCAUGCGACUAAGGGGAGGGGGGCGAGGAUGGGACCGCGGCUGGGACUGA
Suillus subaureus is the source of this 630-nucleotide messenger RNA. RefSeq lists its product as uncharacterized. The coding region runs from base 1 to 630 and encodes 209 amino acids. Gene Ontology annotation, molecular function: serine-type endopeptidase activity. The transcript is spliced from 3 exons. The record is from RefSeq and is a predicted model, not a curated record. NCBI's taxonomy places the organism in Eukaryota, Fungi, Basidiomycota, Agaricomycetes, Boletales, Suillaceae.